Molecule: messenger RNA, 1848 nt
Organism: Trichomonas vaginalis G3
Lineage: Eukaryota; Parabasalia; Trichomonadida; Trichomonadidae
Product: GTPase activator protein
Exons: 1
Coding region: 1-1848 (615 amino acids)
Biological process (GO): activation of GTPase activity; nucleocytoplasmic transport
Cellular component (GO): perinuclear region of cytoplasm; cytosol; nucleus
Molecular function (GO): small GTPase binding; GTPase activator activity
Source: RefSeq, a predicted model, not a curated record
AUGGCAACAUCGAAUUCCCUAGAUGCAUCUGGCCAGUUUAUGUGGGAUAGAGUAGCAUAUGCCUAUGUUGAUAGGGAACUCAAGCCAAAUAUUGAGCAAUUUGAUUUCUCAACAAAUCAUGUUAGCCAAAACACUGCAGGUCUUCUUUCUAUGUUUCUUACGAACGAAGAAUACUGCCUUACAUCAUUAAAUCUUACACAAUGCAGAUUAACAGAAAGUGCAUCAUGCACACUCUUCCAAUCACUCGCUAAAUCUAAAAUUAAAGAACUAACUCUCGAUAAGAACUUAAUGACAGCGAAAUGCUGCGAAGAAUUAUCUAAAGCACUCACAAGUAACCUUAAUAUAGAAUAUUUAUCAAUGGAAGGCUGUGAUAUUUUAGCUGAUUCUAUGGUUACUCUAGUUAAAGCAUUUCCAACAGCGAAGAACUUAAAAGUGGUUAGAUUCGAUAACAACUCAAUGUUUGAUAGAGGAGCUAUAGCUCUUGCAGAAGCAAUCAAAGAAACGAAUAUCACUUCUCUUUCAGUAGCAGACAAUCAGAUAUGGAAGGACGGUAUCUUAGCCCUAUUACAGGCAAUUACUGAUCGCGGAAUUAUUGAAGAGCUUGAUGUUUCGUAUAAUAUUUUGGAAUUACAAGCUCUUUCUCAAUGCAUUGAGAGAAUUUCCACUCUUACUGCAUUAAAUAUUAGUGGAUGCAAGGUCGAUGAGACAUUAAUUGAACUCUUUUUCCAAAGCAUUCAAAGAUCAAAGCUCCAGACAAUUAUAAUCAACGGAUUGAAUACGAACAAAUUACCAAUUGCAUGGCCACAUGUUCAAGAUACUGUUUGGAACUCAAUUAAUUUCAAAGAUCUCAUUGAAGCAAUUCGUAACACAGAAACAUUGACUGAUGUCAGAAUCGGUUUUCUUGAAAGCUACCAAUUAGGAACUCUCAUCGAUACCCUCGAGCAUCAACCAAGUAACGGCCAAUUCAGCAAAAAACUAACUUUAUCCAUGUACGAUUUCGGCCGAACUGGCAAUUGCUGGGUCGCCACAAUACCAUAUUUCGAACUACAAGCACCAUGCGAUGUUUUCAAGUGGGCUUCCAAACUUGGGUUAAAUGUCGCAGUCAGAGACAUGCCAAGGUUCAUCAAAGCGUCAAAGUUUGAUGGUGCUCCUGUCACGAAAGUAGAUUUUUCAGGCUGCAACAUCGAUAACGACUCCCUGAAAACAUUAUUAGAUGGUCUUCACCAAGCAGGCAUUGAAGAGCUUGAUCUCUCCGGAAAUCCAUUUGAUGACAAUGCUGUUGAAGCAAUCAUCUCAUUCCUUGGAGAUUCGCCUUUGUUCUCCCUCAAAAUUGAAAAAUCUAAUUUGUCAGAUUUCGGAUUAUCCAAAUUGUUCUCAUUCCUUCGCUCCCAGGAUGGACAGUGCAAUCCAAUCAAUAUCAGUCUGUCAUUCAACGGAGACACCAAUGAUGAACUCGCAACACACUCAUGUUUCAAUGAACUUGCAGAAGUAGUUGCACAGGAAUCCAAGCUUGAGACAAUUACAAUGACUGGACCAAUCACAUCCAUCGAUGCCGGAAAAGUCAUUGUUUCACUUAAGAAUAACGAAAGAAUCACUUCACUCAAGUUACUAGGAACAAUUCCUGACAAAUACAAAGGACCAUCAGUUCCGCCAGUCGACUACAGAGUCAUGGAUGGAUAUAUUCAGAUGGCUAAGAACUUACACAUCGUGUUAACUAACCCUGGUUCACAUUGCAGACUUCACAAUUUCGAAUUCCCAUUAUUCGCUCAGAACUUCCUUUAUAACGAUCAGGUGUUGGAGUUCUGGAGUGAAGUGGAGUCCAAGCUCGAUGAAAAUGCUCGUUUGUGA